This is a messenger RNA of Solanum stenotomum, 1482 nucleotides long. RefSeq lists its product as uncharacterized. Bases 1 to 1482 code for a protein of 493 amino acids. The transcript has a single exon. The record is from RefSeq and is a predicted model, not a curated record. NCBI's taxonomy places the organism in Eukaryota, Viridiplantae, Streptophyta, Magnoliopsida, Solanales, Solanaceae.
AUGGACACUACGAAGAAAAAAGAGAAGAAGAAGGAGGUAAUACGAUUAGAACGCGAAUCGGUUAUUCCCGUACUCAAAUCAAGAUUGAUCAUGACACUAGCUAAUUUAAUUGAGAAUGAUUCUGAUCGCGAUGAAUUUCUCAAGCUAUGCAAGAGAGUUCAAUACACUAUUCGUGCAUGGUACAACAUUCAAUUCGAAGACCUAAUGGGCUUAUACGCCUUAUUUGACCCCGUUCACGGGGCCCAAAGUCUAGAGCAACAAAAAUUAAACGAUGAUGACAUAGAUGAGCUAGAACAAAAUUUCUUAACAUACUUAUUCCAAGUCAUGGACAAGAGUAAUUUCAAAAUUGCUAGUGAUGAAGAAUUAGAGAUUGCGAAUUCAGGUCAGUACUUAUUGAACCUUCCAAUAACGGUUGAUGAAUCAAAACUUGACACUAAACUUUUGUCGAAAUACUUUGCUUGCCACCCACGUGAUGAAAAACUCCCUGAGUUCGCUGACAAGUAUGUGAUUUUUCGUCGUGGGAUAGGCAUAGAUAGAACAACGGAUUGGUUCAUCAUGGAAAAAAUUGAUAUGAUCAUUGCACGUACUUGGAAAUGGUUGAUGAAAAAGACGGGAGGGGAUAAAUUUUUUGGUAAAAAGAUAUAUAAACGUAAUAAAAAACCACGAAAGAAACGAAUACCAUCCGAGGAGGAACAAGAUUUUUACGUGGAAAGAAUUCGAAUACAAAACAUGGAGCUAACAUUGCCUAAUGUACUUAGCAAGAUCACGAUUCAAGAGCCAACGUUCGAGAGGAUCAUCGUCAUCUAUAGACGUGCUAGUGAGGAGGACGAAAAACCCGAUAGGGGUAUUUAUGUCAAACAUUUGAAAAAUAUACCGAUGGCUGAUUUAGAAAUUGUGUUGCCUGAGAAAAAAAACCCUAGUUUAACACCAAUGGAUUGGGUACAAUUUAUUGCAUCCGCGGUAGUAGGUCUAUUCGCUGUUGUAACAUCUCUUGACAUGCCUCAAGCUGACGCGUGGGUCCUCUUUGCUAUUCUAUCGACAGUAAUAGGUUAUUGUGCCAAGAUAUACUUCACAUUUCAACAAAAUAUGGCACAAUAUCAAAAUUUGAUUACUCAAUCGAUGUACGAUAAACAACUAGAUAGUGGAAGGGGAACGUUACUUCAUUUAUGUGACGAUGUGAUACAACAAGAAGUUAAAGAAGUUAUAAUUUCGUAUUUUAUACUAAUGGAACAAGGAAAAGCAACGUUGUUAGAUCUCGAUACGCGAUGUGAGGAGUUGAUCAAGGAGAGAUUUGCUAUAAGUUGUAAUUUUGAUGUAGAUGAUGCAGUGCAAAAGCUAGAGAAACUAGGGAUUGUGUCUAAGGAUGAAAUUGGAAGGUAUUUUUGUAUUGGACUUAAGAGGGCUAAUGAAAUUAUUGGAUCAACUACAGAGGAGCUUGUACUUAAAGCAAGACAGGGUCAGGCUGCCGUUACUACUUCCUGA